AUGAGUUGCACUAGGGUUCGGUGUGUUGGAUGGAGUGCUGUUGCGUUCAUCGCUGUUGCCGGUUGCGUUUUCAACGCUCGUGAUUGCAAUUUGAAUUACACUGAACCGGCUCAAGCUGUUCACUGGGUCCAGAAACGCUUCGUUCCUUUCAUCCCGAAUGGUGGUGUGGCGAAAGUAUUAUUUACAGCGGCGCUUCCUGUAAAAUUCCAGCACAAAACGAAACGCAGCUUAAGUUGGGCGCAUAACCUUCAGGCUAAUUAUGCCAUUCCGGGCAGAAUUAUUUGGCCCCUACCGGAGAGCUACUUCAAGGCGCGUCUUGACGAGGGAAGUUUCGUCGACAAUAGCAGAGUCCAGCUGUACAGAAUACUAGAGAAAAUGGUCGAUUCGUGGAACAAUAAUGGCAGGGGUUGUCUCUUGCGGACGAUAUGUGAGGUGGCAGACACACCGCUGAAGCAUAACGGAUUGGUCGGAGAGAUUCUUGAUGUGAUUUUCACACCUUCCGAAGCAGAUAGAGUGGAUUUGGAAUAUAAGCUGGCUUCGAGGUACGGAGCAAAUGGUGUUGAUUGUGGCAGACUCUACAAGGAAUGUCUCGCAGGAUACGGUCUACUGGAUGAGCUUUCAACUGUUUUGGUUACGUGAUAAUUUUUUACAAUUUAGAAUCGAAAUUGAAGUUGCUAUCAAGAUAUGGCCCAAUGCGAGUUUUAAGUAUGUGGAUUUGUAUCCUCAAAAUUUGU
Molecule: messenger RNA, 734 nt
Organism: Toxorhynchites rutilus septentrionalis
Lineage: Eukaryota; Metazoa; Arthropoda; Insecta; Diptera; Culicidae
Exons: 2
Coding region: 1-639 (212 amino acids)
Source: RefSeq, a predicted model, not a curated record